CCUGGCAGCUCCACAGACAUGGAUGUGUUCCAGAAAGUAGAGAAAAUCGGAGAGGGCACCUAUGGGGUCGUAUAUAAGGCCAAGAACAUGGACACUGGGCAGUUUGUGGCCCUCAAGAAGAUCAGGCUGGAUUUGGAGACCGAGGGGGUCCCCAGCACUGCUAUCAGGGAGAUCUCCUUGCUCAAAGAACUGAAGCACCCCAACAUUGUCAAGCUGCUGGAUGUGGUCCAUAGAGAGAAGAAGCUGUGCCUGGUAUUCGAGUUCCUCAGCCAGGACCUGAAGAAGUACCUAGAUUCCACCCCAGCCUCAGAGUUUCCCCUGCGCUUGGUCAAGAGCUAUCUCUCUCAGCUGCUGCAAGGGGUGAAUUUCUGCCACUCCCAUCGGGUCAUCCACCGAGACCUGAAGCCCCAGAAUCUGCUCAUCAAUGAGUUCGGAGCCAUCAAGCUGGCUGACUUUGGACUGGCUCGAGCCUUUGGGAUACCCCUGCGCACCUACACCCAUGAGGUGGUGACACUGUGGUAUCGUGCCCCGGAGAUCCUCUUGGGCAGCAAAAUUUAUUCAACAGCUGUGGACGUCUGGAGCAUUGGUUGCAUCUUUGCAGAAAUGGUGACUGGCAAACCCCUUUUCCCUGGUGACUCAGAGAUUGACCAGCUGUUUCGGAUCUUUCACACCCUGGGGACCCCCAGUGAGGCCACAUGGCCAGGGGUCACCCAGUUGCCUGACUUUAAGAGCAGCUUCCCCAAGUGGACCAGGAAGGGACUGGAGGAGAUCGUGCCUAGUCUGGGACCACAGGGCAAGGACCUGCUCAUGAAACUUCUGCACUAUGACCCUGGUCAGCGGAUCUCAGCCAAGACUGCCCUGGCCCAUCCCUACUUCUCUACUGGGAGUUCCCCAGUCCCCUGCCACUACAUGGUGGAGACUUUAUGCCUCUAAGAAUGGAGGUUGGGGGUGCACAUCACCUCACAUCCUUUCCAGCUGCCUCCUCACCCACUUUCCAAGAGAGAGAGAAUUUGGGGAGAGAGCAAAUAUCUGAGAGUUUUACACCAGCUGUCAGAAGGCUGACUUUGGAUUCGUUGGCAAGCUCCUGUGUUGUUUGUUGGGUUUAAUGAUGCACUUCCAAAAAGAAUGCAGAUACUGCAUGUAUGAGUGGCCCCCUGGCACUAAACAACAGGUGCCAAGUUAGUGAAGAGAAGGAACAUUGCCCAAGCUGUGGGUAAGGGACUCCCUGGCCCUUCGCCUGUACCACAGUGGCUGCAGGGCCAGGCCCCAGGGAGAGGGUGCCCUCUGCUGGUCUUUUUUGGUAGGAAGCGUUGAGCUCUAGUUUAAACAGGUAGGGGAGGGAAGAAAAGGGGCAGUUUUCGGAUCCCAGGAGUGGUCAGGGGACCUGAGAGCAUUCUAAAUGGUUGUCACAUAUGUCCAAGAUAAGCUGUUGGUGUGACAAACAGGAAAUAAAUAUGACUUACUCCUGA
This is a messenger RNA of Nannospalax galili (Upper Galilee mountains blind mole rat), 1469 nucleotides long. It is a transcript of the gene Cdk3, whose product is annotated as cyclin dependent kinase 3. Gene Ontology annotation, biological process: G1/S transition of mitotic cell cycle; signal transduction; regulation of G2/M transition of mitotic cell cycle. The transcript is spliced from 7 exons. Bases 19 to 933 code for a protein of 304 amino acids. Gene Ontology annotation, cellular component: nucleus; cyclin-dependent protein kinase holoenzyme complex; cytoplasm. NCBI's taxonomy places the organism in Eukaryota, Metazoa, Chordata, Mammalia, Rodentia, Spalacidae. The record is from RefSeq and is a predicted model, not a curated record. Gene Ontology annotation, molecular function: cyclin binding; cyclin-dependent protein serine/threonine kinase activity; ATP binding.